Saprolegnia parasitica CBS 223.65 is the source of this 1030-nucleotide messenger RNA. RefSeq lists its product as hypothetical. NCBI's taxonomy places the organism in Eukaryota, Oomycota, Saprolegniomycetes, Saprolegniales, Saprolegniaceae. The coding region runs from base 26 to 1030 and encodes 334 amino acids. The record is from RefSeq and is a predicted model, not a curated record. The transcript has a single exon.
CCGUUGGUGCCCUUUCUGCUUGACAAUGCGCCACCGCACGGACGACAGCUCACUUGUACUCUUGCACGACAGCAAUGCAACCGACUCCGUCCAAGGCCGCCCCGCGGCGUCGCCAACUCCGACGACGCAGCCAGCGCUCAUCUACCAAGUGGUGCUCUUUGCGAGCCCGCAGUUCUACAGCUUCCCGUGGAAGCCGCUGCUCAACCGCCUCGUCGGCGACACGUACCCCGUGGCCGUCGCCCACUUUGCCCCGCACCACGCCACGCGCGCCAACCUCGCGCUGCACUUUGUAUGCCUCCUCGUGCAGCUUUCGGGCAACUUUUGCUUUCUCACGCUGCUGGACAUGACCGUGACGGGGUCGCGUGCACGUCCGUUUUCGCUGGCGACUGCGCUGCUCUGGUCGGUCUACUUGGUGCUCGGCGCGACGACGGCGCCGAUCUGGUGCAACGUGGCUGCCGUUGCGAGCAUCGUGGCUGCCUACGCGGCGGCACCGGUGCUUCUCCAGCAGCCAACCGCGUUGACGCUGGUGCCACUGGUCCUCUACGUCCUUGUCGCCCUCGUGUCGGGUGUCUCUGUGCCGGGGUACGCUCGCCUCGGCGCGGCGGCGCAAGUCACCAUCUUCCUCGGGCUCUUGCACGUUGGUUGGAUGUACCUGGAGACGUCGCCACCCGCGCCAAGUGACGUUGGGGUGCCCUAUACGCUUGGCUUUUGCACCGUCUUGGUGCUCUUGGCCGCACUGCCCCGCCCCACGCUACCUACCGUGCUGUUUGGUGCACUCGUCGGCCGGUCGCUGGGCAUUUGGACGCGCCAGCCGCUGCUGACGUUGUACUGCUACGGGUACUUCGGCUCGCUCCUGCAAGUGCUGGCCCAUGGGCUCGCCAAGGAGCAAGCGACGUUGCUGGCGCUCGAAGACGAGGGGUCGCUCAAGAAGGUCCGCUACGAGUAUGCUCAUGUGACGUACUUUCCGACGCUCGUGUUCGAAGGCAUGUACUGUGCCGCGUACCGCCCGUGCGACAAGAAGGACGCGUAG